UUUGAGAGAGAAAUCAUUUGGUUCAAAGCUAUUAAAUAUCAUGGGUCGACCAAAAGGAUCACGAAACGGAAUUCGGCGAGUAGCAAUCAAAUAUCCAAAAUACCACGAGCUUCAUGGAAAGUGUUUUCAAUAUAUCUAUGUGAAUAAAAAUAUAUAUUCAAACCAAAAUGAAAGAAAUGAUGAUUUAAAUGAAAUCAAUGAAGAAUCUCAACUUCCCAUCUUUGAUUCGGCUGUUUUGAGAGCCUACAGAGCGGAUAAUUUUGAAAAAUGUAUCAAGUUAAUAGAAAAAAUCUUAGAUAACAAUAACGAUGAGUAUAAAAAUCACUACAAAAUUCUUCAGGCAGCCUCAUACACCAUGCUUGGCAAAGAUUUAGAUAAAAGUCAUGAGAUUCUGGAUGAAGUCUUGAAGGAAGAACCAUUCAACACAUCUGCCUACUAUGGAAAAGGCUUUGCAUUUUACUUGUCAAAUAAAUAUGAACAGAGUGUUAAAAUGCUUCAAAAGGCAAUAGAAAUAGAUCCAAGUGAAAAUAUGGAUAAAGCCAGGAAUCUGAUGAUGAGAAUCGACGUGAAUCAAAGAAAACUCGUGGUAAAAGUUAAAAAAAUGGAAGAAGAUAAAAGCUUGACACUAAAUUCUCAUGAUCCAUUUGGUAUGAAAAGUAUAAUCGACGCGUUCAAUAAAAAUUUCAAUAAAAAUCACUGCAUUGAUUUGAAAAAUAUUAGAGAAAAUAGUAAAUUUGGUGAAGAUGAUAUAGAAAAAAUGAAAGUGAACUGUUUCAAAGACAAAGAAAUGGAUUCCAUUAAGAAUGUUUGGAACAACGAUAAAGGAAACAACACUUUAGAAGAUGUGGAAAUGAAAGAAAGCUGUAACGAACAAGUUGACACUGAAAAUCCCCCCUCAAUUACAGACAUUCCAGAAUGUCUUCCGAAGUCUUUUGUGCCGAAAAGUGCUGAAGACUUCUUUAAAAAGGGAAUGGAACUUUAUAUAAGUGGAGUUCUGGAUAAAUCUGUAAAAAUGUUUGAGAAAGCAACUGAACUUGAUCCAAAAAUGGCAGAAGCUGAAGAAAUGGAAGUUAAAGCGCAAUCACUUAUUGAUCUGAUUGAUAUUGCUCAUUUCAACAUGACAAAGAAAAAGUACGAAACUGUUGCAGACAUUUUAAAUCAGGCUUUAGAAAUUGAUCACACAAAUGAUUACAUAAAUAGACUUUUCUACUUCCAAAGGGGUCUCGCUUUCUAUAAUCUUGGAGAAAGAGAAAAGGCUUGGAACGAUUAUGAGAAAUAUGAUGAACUCAGCAAAAAUUUAUUAUAA
This is a messenger RNA of Clunio marinus, 1306 nucleotides long. The record is from the annotation of a GenBank genome assembly. NCBI's taxonomy places the organism in Eukaryota, Metazoa, Arthropoda, Insecta, Diptera, Chironomidae.